AAUUAGUCCGUCUACUCACAGCUACAACUGCACUAAAAGCACUACUAAACAAACGUGCCCUAAUCACUACUACUUGCUCCAAGCAAAACAGUCGCUGAAAAAUGCUCUUCGAAGUUCCCGUUGAUCAUUUUCCGGUGCAAUGUGUGGCCGCCACUGAACGACCACAUCGACCAAUUCUACACUUGCGUAUUCCGCAACUUUCAUUAAUUCAACGACAAGAGGUCUCUGCUGCUGUUGCUCCUAGCCCUUCAGUGCUCCGUUCACAAUUCAACUUUUGCCCCACAUUCCCGACGUUGAGCCGAACGGCAGUCGUUGAACAAGCCACUGAACAACCGAAGUCGUCAUAUUCCACAGUUCGACCGCAAUCACGUCGUCAACCAGUUGUCCACUCUUCUUCAUCUUCACGACGAACAUUCCAAACACCUUCAACACUACUACAAUUACCAAUGCGAUUACUCUCCAGGACAAUGCCCCUCCAAUUGGCGUAAUUUAUUUGGUACGUACCAAAUGUACAUAGUGUAGAUGCACUAGAUCAGUAGAUAGAUCAGUAGAUCAUACCUUAGUAGAGGAGUGAAACUGUAUAUGUGUUGAUAUGUUGACGCUUUUCAUGUUAUUCCCUUUAAUUACCCUUAAAGUUGUUCCUAAAGGGAAAUGCUUACUGUGUAUAUCUGUAUCUAUAUAUAAGCCCC
Cylicocyclus nassatus is the source of this 689-nucleotide messenger RNA. The record is from the annotation of a GenBank genome assembly. Lineage: Eukaryota; Metazoa; Nematoda; Chromadorea; Rhabditida; Strongylidae.